AAAGACAUGACACAUUCAGCCUCUGCACCAAGGACAGAGCAAGCGUCACUGGCACGCAUACCGGCUGAAGAUAUACAACACACACGCUUCACCAUGACAACCACUGCUCUGGAGUGACAGCUGUCAAUCAACAGGAUAAGAUUAUCAAGAUCACCUGCCACGAGAGAUUACAUCAUAAUACCGGACUAAAGAGUAAUUCUUUACAAAACUUGUUAUUUCUUAGAUCAUUUUAUGAAGUCAAAUAUUUGAUCUGUCUAGAAAAGUAGAUAUAACGAUCCGCACGUCUGCAUGCGUUCACAUGCACGUGUGAAAUUGUCUAGCUCUGUAUCAGGGUCACAGUUUUGCUGGCUCUCAUCCGUCAGAAGCAGCGGUUCAGGGUUUAAUCAGCUAGGACGGGUUUGUGUAUUUAACCUUCCCGGAGAUCAUGAGUGGGGGAAAGAAAGAGUUAGAGAUGAGGGACAAAGCCAUCAUGCAUCAGCAAAGGAGACUAAAGCAGGCCACCCAGUUCACGCACAAAGACUCAGCGGACCUUCUGCCCCUGGAUGGCUUGAAGAGGCUGGGCACCUCCAAAGACCUGCAACCCCACAGCAUCGUGCAGCGACGCCUCCUGGAGGGCAACAUCCCACGUCUGCGUGGGGAAGCCCGGGACACCCCCUCUCACAUUCGCUCUCCACUUGUAGACAGCAAAGAGGGCGGAGAACCAGAGGAAAGAAGUGAGAGCACUGUGGACGACUCCACAGAAGAGAGAGAGUCUCCAGAAGAGAGCGAGAAGAGCCUCAGGUCUGACGAGGAUGAGGACUAUGAAGAAGACAGGAAGAAAGUGGGCGAGAGCGCAUCCAACCUCUCAGCUCUAGUGGUCCAGUGUAAGUGUGGUGACGCAGAGGUGAAGCUAUCCAUAAACACAGGGUGCCAACACAACCACAUCUCUAAGACAUGCUGCAGAAGACUGGGACUGAUAACCAGCCAUGAAGAAAAGCCCCACGGGAAGUUGCCCUUCACUGAAUCGACGGUGGAGACGGUGAAGUCUCUGCACUUGCAGCUGGGCAGGGAAAAAGUCCAAUGCACCGCACAAGUCAUAGAGGACGCAACGUUUGAGGUGUGUCUGGGUCUACAGACUCUGCUGGAACUCAAAUGCUGUGUGGACCUGAACUCCAGAGUGCUCCGUCUCCACAGCACAGAGCAAGCGCUGCCCUUCCUGGAUUCACCUGCCUGCAGCCAGUGCCAUCACCAUGACAACAACAAAAACAUGUGACCUCAGACCUACGUGCCCGCCAACCGCCCGAUCCUACCCAUAUAAUCAGAGAGGAAGUUCAAAACGGAAAGCCUUUGUCUGGACUCUUGUUCCAGAUGAACAUAGCCAGGCCUCUCUCUCCUCUUUACAUCCUUAUUCUUCGUUGUUUGUUCGUUUCUGUGCUAUUUACAGAAAUCUGCCAACUGUCAUUUUUUCUGCUGUGCUAAAUUAGUUUCAAUUAAAAGUGUUAUUAAGGCUGCGGAGGAGGAAGACUGCGUUCUGAUAUUUUAAAUUGCCUUGAGUACCCGGUUAAUCCGCAAGACGCUGCGUUCAUCUUUGUAAGGUCGCCAGUAAUAUCUUUUAACAGGAGAUUGUAAUGACAAGCAAAUUUCAUUCUUGUUUAUUAUAGUAAAAUUGAGAGAUUUACAAAAGCUAUAAACUCCUUAAACAUGUUAUAUAUUAAAACAUAAUUAAUCGAAAGUUGCACAAAUUUAACUAAAAAUCACUACUCCAUAAUUGCCUUUUACUAACCAAGGACUGCGUUUUCUGUCCUGUUUCUCUUUAGAAGAUUAGAUCGGCCCCCAAAUGAUAAUAUGGGGCUUCAGUCAAUCCAAUCAAAUGUUAAUAGAGCCCUUGGGAUGGACUUGCACUGGUUUUCUUCUGAAGGGCCCACAAACCAACCAAAACAUUCCAAUCUGCAUGAUUUUAUAGACCUCUCCCUUUGUAUUCUUCGAUGUUUUGCGAUAAACCAUUGAAAGCACGAGUGUGUGUGUGUUUAGGAUAGAAUACAAAGCAUUUCUGUUUGAGCUCUUUUAGAACAAUUCAAGAGCCCUGAUUCAGCUUCUGGGCACAAACCUUCAUAACCAAAGGCCUGUCUCCACCACCCACACGCCUCGCUCAUUGUUUAGUCUUAGCACGGGCAUAUAAACGCCCGUCUCGGCUCCCAUCGAAAUGCCAACCGACGAUAGAAAGAGGGCCAAUAUGAAAAGAGUUUAUUUUUGUGUGUUUUUGGUUUCAUUUCCUCUGAACAGUAUUUUCUCGGCCUAAAUAAAAUAAAAGAUGUAUUCUGGAUAUACAAAGGUCUCCGCUGAUUGAUCAGAAUUAAUAUCAUGUCAUGACAAUCCAUUACACCUACACAACAGACAAUAGCUGAAGGACAACACUGUUCUGCUCCUCACUGAUCGUUGUUGGCAUGGAUGUUCAUGAUCACAUGACUGUGAUGUUGGUUUGCCCUGGGCAGUCAACAAGCUAUUUUAAGGUUUCUUCAUUUGAUGAUAGAGGGAAAAGAUGUUCUCACUCACAACAACCACAGAGAGCCAUAAGGGAUGACAUCAUUGACCCCGCACGGAGCUCAGGCUGCUCCUGAUCCACAACCAGCAUGGAGUCUGAACACAAAGUACUGUAGCCAGGGCACAAUACAUUAUUUAAACAGUCAAACCAUCAUGAAGUCCAUCUGUUUUUUUUUUUUUGUGAAUGCAAGGGAAAGAAUUACAAUUACAUGUAUUCGUCUAGCAGAUGCUGGUAUUCAAAGCGACUAUAGAAAAAGAUACUUUUAUAUAAUAGUUUCAUUACAAUGACAAGCGGCAGGAGAAUUUGGUAAUUGAUUAGCCCCGCCCACACUGAAAUCUCAUUGGUUCAAAACGAUUCUCCUUAUUAAAUGGUAAAAAUGCUCUGGAUUGGUUAGGACCAUUUUGAAUCACAGACUGUUUUUAACAUUACGAGUCUUUCAUCGUAACCUUCUGUGCUUCCCAAUUCUUUGCUAACAAAAUUAAAAAAUGCUAACACUUCACUUAAAGCCUUUAUGUAUUAUGUGUUAUAAAGGGUUAUUAAAGGGUAUGAUGUUUUAUAAUGGUUCAUAAUGUGGGUUUUAAUACAUACAAGG
Messenger RNA from Triplophysa rosa, 3113 nucleotides. RefSeq names its product nuclear receptor interacting protein 2 (gene nrip2). Gene Ontology annotation, biological process: proteolysis. The transcript is spliced from 6 exons. The record is from RefSeq and is a predicted model, not a curated record. Gene Ontology annotation, molecular function: aspartic-type endopeptidase activity. The coding region runs from base 425 to 1252 and encodes 275 amino acids. Lineage: Eukaryota; Metazoa; Chordata; Actinopteri; Cypriniformes; Nemacheilidae.